ACGCCAAACAAACUCCCAUCUUCUUAAAUAAACUUCACCUCGUAGAAAAAACGAAUCAAAAGCAUGUGAGUCGGUCCAAAAAAACUCCCUCCGUCUCUCUCUGAGCUUAGCUGUGUUAGUUAAGUAAUUUUUCCUUACGCGCAUAUUCUUUCCUUCCUUCCAUCCUUGAACCCGUUAUUAUUAUUAUGCUAAUUAAAUCCCUCCGGCAACCCCUCCCUUCCUUCCAUUUCUUCUAUCUCUAAUCACUAUUAAUUAAUAAUAUUAAUCAUAAUCAUAAUUGCAAUUUUUAAAUAAUAAUAAUAAUAAUUAAAUUAAUUAUAUGCAUCCUUUUUGUUGUGUUCCAGUCGAUCACAACAACAAUUCGAUGCCAGCUGUCACCGUUACCGGAUCCGAUCAUCAUCAAAUUUAUAAUAAUAAUAAAAACAAUCAUCUUAACGGCCUGAAUCACGUGAGUUUUGAUUCGGUGUUUGAUGGUACACGGCAACCUACCAUGAGGUUGCUGUUAAAUAAUAGCAAUAAUAAUAAUAAUAAUAAUAAUAAUGAUCAAAGAGAUGUGAAAAUAAAUGAUAUUGUAGGUAAUGGAAUAUCAGGUAUUUUACAUAAAUGGGUUAAUUAUGGUAAAGGUUGGAGACCUAGGUGGUUUGUAUUACAAGACGGUGUUUUAUCUUAUUAUAAAGUCCACGGUCCUGAUAAAAUUAUUGUUACUAAGGAGACCGAAAAAGGCGCUAGGGUUAUUGGUGAGGAAUCCUUUCGUCGGUUGUCUAGGAACCGGAAUUCGAGCUCUAGUGGCUCCAGUUCUAGUCAUUCGCACCGGAAACCGGUUGGUGAGGUUCAUCUUAAGGUGUCGUCGAUACGAGAAAGUAGAUCAGAUGAUAAGAGGUUUUCGAUAUUUACGGGGACUAAGAGGCUGCAUUUGAGGGCGGAUAGUAGGGAUGAUAGGCUUGCGUGGAUGGAAGCUUUGCAGGCUGUGAAAGGGAUGUUUCCUCGGAUGUCGAACAGUGAAUUGAUGGCUCCGAUAGGUGGUGUUACUGUGUCGACGGAGAAGUUGAGGCAACGGUUAUUGGAAGAAGGGGUAAGCGAGGCAGCGAUUCAGGAUAGUGAGAAUAUUAUGAGGAGUGAGUUUUCGGCAAUGCAGGAUCAGUUGGUGCUUCUUAAGCAGAAGCAUUUGCUUCUCAUGGAUACACUGCGUAUGCUAGAGACAGAAAAGGUUGACCUCGAGAACACAGUAGUAGAUGAGAGCCAAAGGCAGUCAAAGGAGGUUGGGGCAACCUCGAGACAGAGACAAGAGAAAUACAGUGCAAGUCCAAGUGAAUCCGAGGAUGAUAAUGAUAGGGGAGAUGCUGCAGAGGAAGAGUCAGAUGAUGAAGAUAAUGCCUUUUUUGACACUCGUGAUUUCCUGUCAUCUGGUUCUUUUCGAAGUACCGGGUCUGACAUACGGUCAUCAUCUUUUACAUCUGAUGAUGAAGACCAAGUCAACGAACCAGAAAUCGAUGCUUCUAUCAGAUCAGUUGGUACUGAUUUCCCUCAUGUUAAGAGACGGAAGAAGUUGCCUGAUCCCGUUGAAAAAGAAAAGGGUGUAAGUCUUUGGUCAAUGAUCAAAGAUAACAUAGGAAAAGAUCUGACCAAAGUGUGCCUUCCGGUUUACUUCAAUGAACCUAUAUCUUCUUUGCAAAAAUGCUAUGAAGAUUUGGAGUACUCUUAUCUUCUUGACCGAGCAUAUGAAUGGGGCAAAAGGGGUAACAGCCUUAUGCGGAUUUUGAAUGUGGCUGCAUUUGCAGUUUCUGGAUAUGCGUCAACUGAAGGAAGAAACUGUAAACCAUUUAAUCCUUUGCUAGGCGAGACUUACGAGGCAGAUUAUCCAGAUAAAGGACUGCGGUUUUUUUCUGAGAAGGUGAGUCAUCACCCGAUGAUUGUAGCAUGUCAUUGUGAGGGUAAUGGAUGGACAUUUUGGGGAGAUAGCAACCUGAAAAGCAAAUUUUGGGGUCGUUCAAUUCAGCUUGACCCUGUUGGGGUUUUAACUCUAAAGUUCGAUGAUGGUGAAGUUUUUCAAUGGAGUAAGGUUACAACAUCCAUUUACAACCUUAUACUGGGGAAAUUGUAUUGUGAUCAUUAUGGCACAAUGCGUAUCCAAGGAAACCAGAAUUAUUCCUGCAAGCUGAAAUUCAAGGAGCAGUCCAUCAUUGAGCGUAACCCGCAUCAGGUUCAAGGCGUUGUUCAAGAUAGGAGUGGAAAGACUGCAGCAACAUUAAUUGGAAAAUGGGAUGAGAGCAUGCAUUUUGUGAACGGAGACUGUUCUGGGAAGGGAAAAGGUGACCCCUUUUUGGAUGCUCAUUUGCUCUGGAGAAGAAGCAAGCCUCCAAAGGUUCCCACUAGAUAUAAUCUAACCCGAUUUGCUAUUACAUUGAAUGAGCUUACCCCUGGAUUAAAGGAGAAGCUUCCACCUACUGAUUCAAGGCUAAGGCCAGACCAAAGGUGUUUAGAAAAUGGCGAGUAUGAAAUGGCCAAUGCAGAGAAGCUAAGAUUAGAGCAGCGUCAGAGACAGGCACGGAAAAUGCAAGAGAGUGGGUGGAAGCCACAGUGGUUUGCAAAAGAUAAAGGAAGUGAUAGUUUUGUUUACACUGGGGGUUAUUGGGAGGCCAGAGAACAAGCUAAAUGGGAUUCAUGUCCUGAUAUUUUCGGACAGUUUUCUUCAGAUCAAACAUUCGACUGAGUAAGCUUUAGUAUAUACUUGCUGCAAAUAUCAAAUCUGGAAGAUAACGAGGUUGCUGACAAGACGGUACCAGCAGGAUCCAUGAAGAUAUUGAUAGGCGUUUAGAGGGCUGCAUUUGUACUCUUUUUGUGUUUUGUUUCCUAUAAACCCCUUAACCCCUUUGUAUUUUUAAAGAACACUUGCUUUUAUUUGUUCCUAUAGUUUCACCCAUAAGGCCCCUGAUUUGUGGUCCUUUUUUAUACAUAUUUUUUAUUGGAGAAA
This is a messenger RNA of Erigeron canadensis, 2971 nucleotides long. Its product is annotated as oxysterol-binding protein-related protein 1C. Gene Ontology annotation, molecular function: sterol binding. The transcript has 10 exons. Gene Ontology annotation, cellular component: cytosol; membrane; intracellular membrane-bounded organelle. Lineage: Eukaryota; Viridiplantae; Streptophyta; Magnoliopsida; Asterales; Asteraceae. The coding region runs from base 320 to 2710 and encodes 796 amino acids. The record is from RefSeq and is a predicted model, not a curated record.